CCUCCGUCAUGGCGGCUCCGCGGCUCCUGCGGGCAGCAGCCCCACGGCUCUACCGCAGCCCCGCGGCCCCGGUCCCGGCGCAGCCCCGCAGUGAGUGCGGCCCCAGCGCCCUGCGCAUCCCCUGCGAGCACGGAGCGGGUCCGGUGCCGCUCGGGGGCUCCGCUCUCCCAGCCGAGGAUGAGAAGCUGCUGUCCGAGCCCCUGGCGCACCCCGACUUCUUCAACGUGAAGGAGCUGUUCUCCCUGAAGGAUCUGUUCGAUGCGCGGGUGCACCUGGGGCACAAGAAGGGCUGUCGGCAUCGGUUCAUGGAGCCCUACAUCUUCGGCUGCCGCCUGGACCAGGACAUCAUCGACCUGGACCAGACCAUGGAGCACCUGCAGCUGGCCCUCAACUUCACCGCGCACAUCGCCUACCGCAAGGGCAUCAUCCUGUUCGUCAGCCGCAAGCGCCAGUUCUGCCAUUUGGUGGAGAGCACAGCACGGAGCUGUGGGGAGUACGCACACACGCGGUACUGGCAGGGCGGGCUGCUCACCAACACACACAUCCAGUUCGGCCCCGGCGUGCGCCUGCCCGACCUCAUCAUCUUCCUCAGCAGCCUCAACAACGUCUUCGAGCCGCACGUGGCCAUCCGGGAUGCGGCCAAGAUGAACAUCCCCACGGUGGGGGUGGUGGACACAAACUGUAACCCCUGUUUGAUCACGUACCCCAUCCCGGGCAAUGACGACAGCCCCAGUGCCAUGGAGCUGUACUGCAAGCUCUUCAGGAUGACCAUCAUCCGUGCCAAGGACAAGAGGAGGCACAGGGAGGCUGUGCGUGAGCUGCAGAGCAAAGCAGAGGGCAAUUAGAGCCUGUGGGAUGGUGCCCAGUGGGGUGGUGAUGGGCGUCCUGCACCCGGAGCACUGGGUUUUGACAGGGCUCUGGUGCUGUGCAGAGACCCCCCAGUGGUCCUGGCUCAAACAGAAAUGGUCCAGAACGAUGUAAGGGGAUGGGAGCCAGACCAGAGCCGGCUCCUGUCCCUGUGUGUGUCCCCGUUGGAUGGAGGCACCUCUGUGCUGUGGCCUCUGUGUCCCUGAGCUUGUGAUCACUUGGAUUUCAUGCGCUGUCCUGAUGAAUAAAGGGCUCCACAAUCUUU
This is a messenger RNA of Melopsittacus undulatus (budgerigar), 1132 nucleotides long. It is a transcript of the gene MRPS2, whose product is annotated as mitochondrial ribosomal protein S2. The record is from RefSeq and is a predicted model, not a curated record. The transcript is spliced from 3 exons. Gene Ontology annotation, biological process: translation. Bases 9 to 845 code for a protein of 278 amino acids. Lineage: Eukaryota; Metazoa; Chordata; Aves; Psittaciformes; Psittaculidae. Gene Ontology annotation, cellular component: mitochondrial small ribosomal subunit; ribosome. Gene Ontology annotation, molecular function: structural constituent of ribosome.